Messenger RNA from Neoarius graeffei (lesser salmon catfish), 1209 nucleotides. RefSeq names its product colony stimulating factor 3 (granulocyte) a (gene csf3a). The coding region runs from base 53 to 748 and encodes 231 amino acids. The record is from RefSeq and is a predicted model, not a curated record. The transcript has 5 exons. Gene Ontology annotation, biological process: immune response. Gene Ontology annotation, molecular function: cytokine activity. Gene Ontology annotation, cellular component: extracellular region. NCBI's taxonomy places the organism in Eukaryota, Metazoa, Chordata, Actinopteri, Siluriformes, Ariidae.
CGAACCUUGAGAUGGUCAGUGUCGCUGACAAACUGUGAACCAAGCUGAGCAAAUGAAUAUUAAUAUGUACUUCUAUCUCGGUAUAUACUUUGCUCUAAGCACUUUGGGAAGACUUGUGCUUCCAGCGCCAGUACCGGAGACUCAACACACACUGGAUACUAAGGAUAUGGAGGUCAUGAGAAGCUCUGAAUUUCAGGACGCUGCUGAGAAUGCGCUCAGCUUGAUCAUGAAGAUAAUCAGCAAAAUUCCUGCGGUGCACAAAUCUCUAAUCUACACUAAGACGCUGUCUUUAGACGAGAGUGAUUUGAGCACAUUGCAGUUCCUCAAGGAGACCCUGGAUUUACCAGAGCCAAGUCCUCUUCAGCCCCUCUCAGACAACUUCGCACUGGACAUUUCCUUGGGCCGCAUAUUUGAAGGUCUCACGUUGCACAAGAUUCUGCUGAAGGUGAUCAGUGAGCUGCCACACUUUAAGUCCGAGAAGCUGAGUGAACUCUUGUAUGACCUGCGAGAUACCUUACUGCAAAUCCACAAGAUGCAGCAGCAUUUCAUCAAGGCAACGAACGGACCAGAGAAGGUAACGGAAAGCCAGCUGCGUGAAGAUUUGGCUCCAAAAAUAGAGAAUGAAUACAUAUCCCAGGUGGCGGCACAUCUGGCCCUGAUUCAGCUGAGAGAGUUCACCAGGGAUGUCAGCCGCAGCCUCCAGAGCAUGAUUAUCUCUCCGGUAGAACAUGAGCCUGAAGAUUCAUAAAUCCAUGGAACCUAAUAGCGAACUCUGUAGUAAUGAAACUGUUUGGUGGAAUCAUUCGUCAAUAUCUGGGCGUGCACAGAUGUAAACAAUGCAAUUAUUUAUUUAUGUAUUUAUUUAUUUAUUUAUUUAGGUUAUUUAUUUAUGCCACACCCAUCACCCACAUCAAGGAGUUCAUGGUCAUUUGACCACUUAGUCACUUUGGUGACCUGCCAUAUGAUGAUGAUAAUAAUGAUGAUGUAUUUUAAUCACCACCACACGCCAGUUAUGAUCUACAUUAGGUCUUUUGGGCUGAAUGUAUUUUGUAUCGCUGUUAUUUAUUUAUUUGUUUUUUUUAAAUACUUUUUUGUGGUUAAUGUACCUUAUAUAGUUUUUUUACAUAUAUUUAUAUAAUAUACAUAUGUGUUAAUAUGCAAGACGUUUUGUUGUCACGUUAUACGUAAUUUUUUUCGGAAUAUUUAUCA